Aureobasidium uvarum is the source of this 618-nucleotide messenger RNA. NCBI's taxonomy places the organism in Eukaryota, Fungi, Ascomycota, Dothideomycetes, Dothideales, Saccotheciaceae. The record is from the annotation of a GenBank genome assembly.
AUGAGCAUCGACGAAAUGCAAAUCGACUCCGAAGUCGCCGCAGGCUCCAAGCCUCGCCUUCCCGUCACUGUCACCAAGCCCAUUCCCUACACCUUCGACCUGGGCAACCUUCUCUGCAACGACUCCAACCCUCUGCCCGCCGUCAGCCAAAUCUCAGAGGCCGACAUCAAGGAUGCUGCUCGCGACUGCGCCCAGGCCCUCAUCAACCAACUCCUCUCCACAUGCCCCAUCACAAAAUCCGACGACAGCACCAGCGUCACCCUCGGCCUACCCACCCCCACCACCCAUCUGCCUCGCGAGAAGCGCGUCCCCGAGGAAAAGCCCAUGACCAAGUGGCAGGAGUUUGCCAAGAAGAAGGGCAUCAAGGACAAGAAGCGCGACGGCAAGCUCGUCUACGACCAAGCCUCUGGCGAAUGGCUGCCCAAGUACGGCUACAAGGGCAAGAACAAGGACGGCGAGAACGACUGGCUGGUCGAGGUCGACGAGAAGAAGACGAGAAAGGAUGGCGGCGAACACGAUGCCAGAAAGGAGAGGAGAGAGGAGAGAGUCGAGCGUGUCAAGCGCAACGAGAGGAGGAUGCGCGCAAACGAGCGCAGAAACCAGCCCGACAAGUCAUGA